Culex pipiens pallens (northern house mosquito) is the source of this 1089-nucleotide messenger RNA. RefSeq lists its product as uncharacterized. Bases 269 to 622 code for a protein of 117 amino acids. Lineage: Eukaryota; Metazoa; Arthropoda; Insecta; Diptera; Culicidae. The transcript has 2 exons. The record is from RefSeq and is a predicted model, not a curated record.
AAAUAAUCCACACGUUGAUGCUACGUGAACAAUCACGUAACCCCAAUUUUCUCCUCGGUAGGCCCGUUUUACGUGACACACGUAAAAAUAAUGUGAAAGUGAUCUGGGAAAAAAAUGUGUUCACGUUGAAGUUACGUGAAAAACCAUAUGGUAUUUUUCCACUAGGUUUUUUCAUGUAGCUUUCACGUGUUUUAAAAUGCAACUUAAACGAGACUCGAGUGCGCCAUAUCGGUCAUAUUUCUACGUGAUUAUUUUAGUAUGAAAAUUGAUGGCGAUCGGUAGAGGUCUGCUGCCGGACUUAUGCUGGCAAAAUUUCAUCGAAAAUGGAAAGGACGAUCGCUGGGCGCCGUCAACACGGUCGAUUGGCAUUUCCUGGAUCCCCAACUGGCCAUCCUGGGUCAUCUCUAACAAUCCCCGGUUGGCACAAAUCAUGAGCCCGGGCAGUUCAAUUCGGUUGCACGAAGAAUCUUGCCCUGAUGGUGUCAACGUUAACGACCUUGAAACGGGUUCCCGUGUGCAUGCAGAUGGCCAAGUGCGAAUCCACCGAGUAGGAGUAGUAGUUUACGUGGUGCACAAAGCACUGGCCAUCGGUGGCGAUUCUGCGCGUGGCCAACGGUCUUAACUACUCGGAUCCUUGGGGCGAAGAUCGCGGUCAAAUGUCAAGCACAGCCUCAAGGCAGGAGGAAAAGUCUCAUCCGACGACGUCUCAUCGGUGUUUCCUGCAAAUGGCAUUUUUUACAAUUUAGUUUCUAAUGGUGAGAUCUUUCCAAUGUUUGUAUAUUUUAAUAAAUAAAACAAGUUUAUGCUAAUUUAACUGACUUCAUUCUAAUUUCUAUUCGAAAAAAAUAAAAUAAAGUGAGGCAAACAGCAAAAUCUACUACUACAAAGUUCUGAUAACAUUUACUAAAACAAACAUGUUGAUAUCAUCGAUUGAUUCAUUUAGCUUUUACGUGUGAAACACGUAGAAUUAAUGUGAAAUGAUCUGGCCAAGCAUAUUCCGUUUCUACUAGAGUCACCUCGUAGAAGUUACGUGAAAACUCUAGUGGAAAAUUACCACAUAGCUUUUCACGUAACUUCAACGUGAAUAUU